This is a messenger RNA of Mycena indigotica, 2970 nucleotides long. Its product is annotated as CxC2 domain-containing protein. The coding region runs from base 1 to 2970 and encodes 989 amino acids. The transcript has 11 exons. The record is from RefSeq and is a predicted model, not a curated record. Lineage: Eukaryota; Fungi; Basidiomycota; Agaricomycetes; Agaricales; Mycenaceae.
AUGUCCUCAUCGUCUCAACCAACCCGCAAACGUCGCGCAACGGCUCCUGUGCGUGUUAGGCACCACAUCAUGUCAGUGGAGGAGCUUAUUGGCGCCCCACCCGACGCGCCCUUGAGCACCUCUCUGCAUCAUGUCACCAGCGACAAUCAACGCGUCAAUACCGAGACUAUUCUUGUCGAGCCUACUUCACCAGUCAAACGAGCUCGCCUUGACCAUCUGCACCGUCAACAAGCAACUGUCAAUCUCAUGCCCACCGAGGACCCAGAGAGAUAUGAAAUGGGCUUGGAAGCCGAGGAGGGCGAUAAUGAGCACGAGGAGACCAACGCCAAUCGACAUAGCCUGCCUGCCGACCCCGCAAUGGAUAGAUGGAUGCCUGCUCAUUGCGCUAACCCCCUGCACUUUAUCGAGAAAUGGACUGGCGUGUACUUUACGAGGACAACCCUUCGUGCCAUUGGCCUACGAGUCCAACUGGCCCAUCCUCCCAACGAAAUCUGCGAGCGCCCAGUGGCAGGACGAAGGGACUUCGUCGUCUUGGCAGCCAAUGGGAUACAUGAAGUUGCCGUAGACUUCUGCGGCUGUAUGGAUCACGAUGCCGACCAUGUUCAAUUGUUGAAGGCCGGCUGGUACCCUGCAACGACAGAGUUUCCGCGAACCGCUGCUACCUUCUCCUGCUUGGACCGCUUUCAUUAUCUUUCCUUGCAUGGGAAAACGACGACAUACGACUUCUACUCUGCACUCGAGUCUUCGACCGAUGGAACCGGUAUUAAGCCCCCUGAUCGAUACUCAGUUUUCAUGCGAAUGUCACGCCAAUACCGUCAUCUGCUGUUGCUCAAACGAAAGGGCCGUGGUCACGACCGCUUUGGUGUCUUGGGAACCGCACCAGGAGAACUUGCCACUCGUUGUCCCGCCUGUCCACGACCUGGUGUUAACUUACUGGACGGAUGGCAGAAUGCGCCUCCCGAAGAUCGCAAAUUCUCCCGUGGUUACAGUGUAACCGGUGUCGGCAUGGGCGUUUGCGCAAGACAUGAGUUCGUCUUGCCUAACGGGGUCGGAGAUUUACAGGCUGGCGAGCGAUACGGGAACAUGGACUAUAUCUUUAGCUCAUUCAUGCGGCAUAUCGACGCUCGUUUAUGGAAAAUCCUCUCAUACGAUAUCGUUUGUCAAUGGAUCAAAAAACUCAUUGAGCGACUGGCCAACCUUCCGCCGCUUGUUCGUCUUCGUCUCGCUUUGGGUUUAAUUCGUUUUGCGAUUCCCAAGAUGCACAUCAAAGGCCAUCUUAUCUUGUGCCAAAUCCUAUUUUCGUUGAUGCUCAUCCUCGGCUCGGGUAUGACAGAUGGCGAGGGUAUCGAGCGACCCUGGAGCAUGAUUGGCGGCAUUGCGGGCAGCACACGGGUUUGUGGUCCAGGCGCGCGUUGGGAUCAGCUGGACGACCAUUGGUCAUUUUGGAAUUGGACGAAGCUGCUCCAUCUUGCGGCCUUGUUGCGGCGGAGGACCGACAACGCUAAGAAAGAGCUGGUGAAACAAGAACUCGACUUCGAACAGUUAUCGAUUGGCCACAUUGAUCGCGUACUGGAUUGGAAAAAGCAAGUGGAUGAAUUUGAGGCCGACAACACAAAGCCUAAUCCCUACGGGUACAAAUCCGACGGUAUGACUGAGGCUGCAGUCCGCAAGAUGCUUGAAGAACAAGAAGCCGAAGAAGAGAAGUCUGGGGCACUUCCCAUUCACGACGUCUCCCCCACGGAAUUCAUAGUUGCCUUGUUAGAUGCGGAGGGCGACCAGCGUCGCAUCCGGGGACUGGUCGAGGUCGGCAAGAAACGCUCCUCAUCUGGACGCUUGCGGACUCUCCAAGCGACAUAUAUGCCUGCUGCUCUCCGGCGUUUGGAAGCUCUUCACCUGCCUCAAGAUACUCUAGCAGAGCGCGUGCCCCUCAUUCCCCCAUUCGCCCUUACUCCCGUCGAACGCGAUAAUGGUGGCUGUCGAGAGGGACUGGUCGUUGUCGAGCGGGCUUUGCGAGAUGCUCAGUGUCGCUCGUCGUUGACGAGCCUGCAACUUCAACUGCAUGUCAAAUCACGACUUUUGACUUACAAGAAGAACAACUCGCGCGCGCAAGCGAUGAAUACACGCUCAAGAUCCUUGGUAGACCAGAAUGAGCGGAAAAUCUUGCUAUAUUCCGAAAAAUACCAGCAUGCUUGGCGAGCAUUGGUAGCUCUUGAUGGAGACGACGACUUGAUGUCGUGGCGCAAGCUCGAGAAGAAGGAUAUCAGAUGUAUGGAGGAUGCUGAGGAGGUCUCGCGAGCAGAGCGGAAGCGCGAAAGGGCAGAACGGAAUGAACGCUCCCAAGACUUGGCUCUAGCGCGAGCUGGGCUUGUUGCUCUGCCGAGGGGUCCUAUACCUAUGGAGACUAGCGAUGCGGAAGAAGACGAAACAGAGGCUCAACGACCUGCCGCACAUCCAGAUCGACGACAUGCGGCUCGGGAAGCUAAUGCUCUGUUCAAACACGGAGAAAGUAGACGUCAGGUAUCGUGGAUCUGGAGCAAUGUCCACAAUUCUACUGAAGGAGUUGAAGAAGCUCUGCGCAUCGAAUGGGCGAAGUCCUACGCGCGAACUCGUCGUUGGAAGGAAGAAGUCAGGAUAUUGGCUGCUGAAUGGGAAAGGCUGCCGCUCUCCUUUGGCACUGAGGAGCAGGCGUGGCUUACUCGCGGGAAGAAGGUCGACAUAAGCGGACUGGGAGGGGAGGUCGCGGAGGGCAUGAUUGCGUAUGCGACGAAACAAGCGGAUAUGUUCCGGAAUCUCGCGGCCCGGGCGGAGAUUGUCCGAACAAGUCCGAAGUUGGCACGAGGAAAGCGGGGCGCAAGAGUGGUUAACAUGGUCUACCUAUCUUACGACGACGACAGGGACAUUGUCGAUGGGCUUGUUGACGCAGAUGAUGAGGACGAGCAUGGUAACGCGAGUGACGAUGAUGAAAUGUAA